This is a messenger RNA of Pieris napi, 3317 nucleotides long. It is a transcript of the gene mthl5, whose product is annotated as probable G-protein coupled receptor Mth-like 5. Lineage: Eukaryota; Metazoa; Arthropoda; Insecta; Lepidoptera; Pieridae. The transcript is spliced from 8 exons. Gene Ontology annotation, biological process: cell surface receptor signaling pathway. The coding region runs from base 232 to 1707 and encodes 491 amino acids. The record is from RefSeq and is a predicted model, not a curated record. Gene Ontology annotation, cellular component: membrane. Gene Ontology annotation, molecular function: transmembrane signaling receptor activity.
GCAAAUUGCAAAUCGGAAAUCUAUGAAUCAAGCCUUACGCAUUGCAAGUUUAACUUUUUGCUCCGAUAUUUAGCUCAUGAGCAGAAAAUAUAAAUUAAUUAUCAAUACUUAUUUAUUUCUGGAAUAUGGUGAUAAUUCUUAAAGAUGUCUGCUAUAAACUUUAAAGUUGUGAUAUAAAAGUGCAUUCAGAUGUGGAAUAAAACUAUACUUUUUAAAACUGCAUGAAUAAACAUGAUGCAUUAUAACGUGGUAUUCCUUGUACUGUUUACAAUUGUACUAUACACAUAUGCUGAAGUUAGCGAUACAGACCUAAAUGAUUUGUCUGAGCAACAAAAUUCUGUACAAAUCAACAAAUGUUGUGAAGAAAACGAAAUUGCUGUUGACUCAGUGUGUCGUUUAGCGGAAAAAUACAAUGAAACUCUUUGGAAUCCAAUAUUUAAGACUGAAAAUGGAGAGGAAGUUAAACUUAAGUAUUUUAGAUUUAUACAUGGGGUACCAAAUUGUGAAACAACUGAACUAAGACCAAUAUUUGACUUAGGAAAAUCUGAAGACAAAUUGAAUCUCCUGUCAGAUGGACGAUUAAAGCACUUAAUACAUCAUCAAGUAAAUUCAGAAUCAAUUAAAAAUGACCCUUUAGUUACAAGUACAUUUAACUUGCAUGACAUCAUUACAAUGCCUGAUUCAAAAGAACCAUCGUCAUACAUUCAUAAUCAAAAUAAAUAUUGUAUGGAUAAGAUUUUAAUUACAAAUUCUAAUACAACAGGUCAAUAUGCACUUGUUUGUGUUCCAGUAGUGAAAAUAAAUUGGAAGGACUCUGAUUUCUUAAUGAAAAAGAUACUUAACCCUAUAUUUCAUGCUAUAGCAAUGAUUUUGUAUUUGACAGUUGCUAUAAUUUAUUUUGUAUUACCAACUCUAAGAGAUUUGGCUGGAAAUAUCAUAACUACAAUAAAUGUUUGUCUUAUUGUGAGCCAAGCGGCGGAUUUUGUAAGAAUAUUUACGGAAUUAAGUAAUCAUGUCAGUUUUAUGGUGACAGAUAUAAUUUUAUAUAUAAGCUUAUUAGGAGCCUUCUUCUGGUUAAAUAGUUUUGGCUUUUAUAUAUGGAAAACAUUCAAAUCAAGAAAUGUCUUUCUAAGAGUAACAGAUGUGCGCAAAUAUUGUUACUAUUCAAGUGUGGUCUGGUCAAGUGUAGCACUAAUAGCAGGGAUGGCAUUAUGUGCACAUUUUCUUUUGGAUACAGGAACUAAUCCAUAUAGAAAAAUGAUAAAACAGUUUUCAUCUUCAAUACUUGUUGAUGAUGUGGAACAAGAAACUAUAGGCUGGCUUGGUAUAGCUAUAUUUUUUACCCCAAUUGCAUUUACCAUAAUAUUCAAUUUAUUCUUCUAUAUCACAACAUUGAAGGUAAUUAAGAGAAUAAAUAUUUAUGGAAGGAUACAUUACAAGUUAAAAGGAUGUUUCGAUUUAUUCUUGGAUAUGUUUGUAAUAAUGACAGUAUCAUGGUUGAUUCUACUAUUAUCAUGGUUUAACCCUGCGCUGCUGUAUUCACAAAUAGUAGUGAAUUUAUUGGAAGCCAUCUUCAUAUUCUACAUUUGUGUGGUAAGACAGUCUCAUGUAACAUUUUUACUUAGGAAAAUUUGUUCUUAUGCUCAGCCUGUACCUACCGGGGAGUGGGGUGAUGAAAUUACUCAUAUGAAUGGUGGAAAUUAUUAGGUUUAUUUUGCUUCCCUAGCCCAAUACCAAAAUCUAUAUUAUAUUAUUAAGGAUCCAUAGUUUCAUGGUGCAUACAGUUUAUGUGUAUCAAUAGACUACUAACACAAGAUCAUUUUACUGAAUCAGUUAUGUUUAUAGACUUAAGUAUAAUUUUGUGACCUAGUGAUUAACAUAGCAUUUUUAUAAAUGCCUAUUCUUUAUAUUCAAAUCGCUAACUUUAAAUCACACUAAUCAUAAAAAACAGAUUCUCAUAGUUUUAAGUCAAAGGAAAUUUUGAAUCUUCACUAGUUUAAGAUAAAGUUUAACACAAAGUAGAAGUUAGUAGAAGUUAGUAGAAGUUGUAGUUACUUUGUGAUGUGUGAGCUGUUCCUUCAAAAUUUAUGCCUUAUUGUAUUAUUUUUGAGUGAUUCCUGGCAGCUAUGGUAGAAUUAAAAAUAUACAAAGUAGAAUAAAAAUUUACAUGUCAUUAUCAUUUUAAAUUGACAAAUAGCAUUUAUAUCAAAAAUGUUGAUAAUUUAAAGUGCUCAUUAUGGAUACUUAAUUAUUUUAUUGGUUAAUCUCACUAUGAAAAUAGCACCAUACUAACAUAUCUAGGGUUUAAAGACAUAUACUAAUAGAAAUUAAGAAAAAGCUUCUUAAUUUCUAUUAGUAUUUUUUUCAAUCAUUAUGACAGGAUCACAGGACAAUGCACAAAUCACUAACUGUAUUUAAGUAAAUAUUUUUAUUAUUAUCGUGUUGUAAACAAUAUCUUGAAUUUUGUAAAAAUAAUAAUAAUAAUAAUAAUAAAGCCUUUAUUUCGUUCCAUACCAUUUUCAUUACAUGCUAAUACAACUAAACUAAAAAAUUUUGUGUUAAUGUGGUUAGUAAUACAGUAUAUGUAAUAUUAUUUAGUAAUUUAAUAUUGAAAUAAAUGUUAGUAUUAUUAGUACCAUGUUUUAUUUUCCUAGGUAUGGAUCCCUAUCUUGGGUAUAGGCCUCCUCUAGCCGCUUCCAGUCCUCUCUGUCCUGACCUCUGAUCAUCCAUUCUUUUCCGGCAACAUGGACAAUGUCAUCGACCCAGCGUUUCUGAGGUCUGCCAACUCUCCUUUUUCCCCUUGGACCUAGCCAUUUAGUAGCUGUAAGUGUCCAUCUAUCAUCUUUCAAGCGAGAUAUAUGUCCUGCCCAUUUCCAUUUUAGCUUCAGUGCAUGCUUUAAGGCAUCUGUAACUCUAGUUCUUUCUCUUAUUGUUUCGUGUCUGAUUUUGUGUAUCCUUUUUAAUUUUAGCAUACUGCGCUCCAUUGCUCUCUGACAUGUCCUUACUUUACUUUUGGUUUUGUUAUCAAAUACCCAUGUUUGGCAUGCAUAUGUUAGGCAUGGUAGUAGGCAAGUGUCCAUUACAAUCUUUUUGUAUUCUGAACUGUAAUUUCCUUUCAGAAUCUCCUUAUGUGACCAGUACCUGUUCCAGGUAAUGUUUAUUCUCCUGCAAAUUUCCUUGUCAUUGUUGGUGGUGUCAAACGAUACCUGCUUCCCUAGAUAGAUAUAUGACUCUACAUACUCUAUUAUUUUGUCAUUUACUUUUAUAGGUUUGUGCAGGCUAUUUGACAUGAUUUUAGUUUUGUUGGGGUUCAUAUU